GCGCUGCCGUUCCGGCACUUCAUCCAUCGAAUCGGCGGCAGGAACGGCUCCACCAGAGACCAGCGGCGGCUCGUCUUGACCGGUGACCCAUGGCGGGCGAGGGGGAGGAGGACGAGGCGGCGGCGGUCGAGCUGCAGCUGGAGCAGCACCUGGAGGAGCAGCGGUCCUCCCUCGCCGCCGUUGACGAGGCCCUCGCCGCCGACGCCUCCAACGCGGACCUCCUCGAGGUGCACGAGGAACUGCUUGCUGCGAUUAAGGAUGCAGAGGAGGGACUUUUGCAUUUGAAGCGUUCUAGGCUAGUGAAGCAAAUUGACGAGACCUUUCCAAAUCAGGGGUCAGCAUCGCAAGCGAUAGAAGUUGCUGUUGAGCCAAUAGAUCCAGAUGAUGUUGAGCCAGAACCAUUGGCGCCACAGGAAUUUCCAGUUGGAUCUAAGUGUAGAUUCAGGCACAAUGAUGGGCGUUGGUAUAAUGGAUGUGUUAUAGGACUUGAAGGUUCAAGUGAUGCAAGGGUCUCUUUUCUGACACCCACAUCAGAAAACAUGUCGAUGUGCAAGUUCUUUCUACAGCAACGGUGUCGGUUUGGUAGUAACUGCCGAUUGUCCCAUGGUAUUGUAAUUUCUACUUCAUCCUUGAAGCGGUUUACUCCAACUAGAUGGGAGCAGUCCUUGGCAGGAUCCAACAUACUAGCAGCUUCUGGGCAUCAUUCUGGCCUUUGGAGGAGAGCUGAACUUGAGUCGUGGGAUGAUGAUUCGAAGCUUGGUCAGGUUGUCUUUCAAGAUGAUGGGAGCACUGCGAGGCUUCCAGGUGAUUCUCUUUCUAUCCCAGAAUAUGCUGAUGUGAGCGAUGAAGAUGAUGAAGGAGGCUCAAGCGAGGGAGAAUCGGACUUUAGUGAAGAUGGUGAUAAGGAGGAUGAAUCCAUUCAUCGGGGUGUUGGCCUUGUGGAAUCCACAAAUUCAAGUGGUGUUCAGUCAGAGACUGUGAUCUUUGCAAAGUGGGAGCAGCACACAAGAGGCGUUGCCUCCAAAAUGAUGGCGAGAAUGGGGUAUCGAGAAGGAAUGGGGCUAGGUGUGUCUGGCCAAGGCAUGGUUGAUCCGAUCCCAGUAAAGGUAUUACCCCCUAAGCAAUCGCUUGACCAUGCAGUGGCUGCAACUACAAAGGAGGAUGGCAAAAGUAUAGGCCGUGAUAAAAAGCGCAGUCGGGGUGGGAAAAGGAAGCGUGACAAGAAGUUUGCAGAACUGGCCAGGGCUGCUAAAGUUGAAGAAGAAGAGAGGUCUGUCUUCAGCUUCAUGAACAGUCAGCUAGUAAACCAAGAUGUUACUGAUGGCUCAGCCAACAAAGCUAGAAAAGAGUCAUCAGGUCAGGCCAGCGGGCAUGCUAAGAAGGAGGACAGAAGAUCCCUGCUCGCAUACGACGACGAAGUGAAAGAUUUGAAGAGUCAGGUUGGGAAGCUGGAAGAAAUGGUGAAACGAAACCGCAAGGACAAGGCUGUGCACGAUGCUGCUUCCAGAAAACUGGAACAGACACGGAAGGCACUUGCUGACGCUGAAGCAACGCAUGCUUCAGCAACCAAUGCGGUUACUAGAAAGGAGAAAGAGAAGAAAUGGUUAAAAUUCUGACACCAAUUUCAUGUGCCGGUACUUUACCUACUACACAUCUAUGUUGGCCAUGCAUGGAGCUUAAGAUUGUUUGCUUCCUUCAGCUCUUACUGUGUCCCUGUAUGGCUUCAGUGUUUUUAUCGAAGCUGUGUUGUAGUAAGAGGCAGAAGAUUAAGGAUGUGAUGUCUAGUUAGAGGAGUUUUCGGUACGGCCCAUUAGAACCAUCCUGUAAUAGCCAUCUGAACUCACAAACAUCUGGAUAAUUGGCCUGCUCAUAUCUGUUGGAUGAAUGCUUUGCCUGUUCUGCAGUGUAUGAAAUUGAGUACAUGAUUGUGUUGUAAA
Brachypodium distachyon (stiff brome) is the source of this 1937-nucleotide messenger RNA. RefSeq names its product zinc finger CCCH domain-containing protein 18. Bases 90 to 1616 code for a protein of 508 amino acids. The transcript has 4 exons. The record is from RefSeq and is a predicted model, not a curated record. Lineage: Eukaryota; Viridiplantae; Streptophyta; Magnoliopsida; Poales; Poaceae. Gene Ontology annotation, molecular function: metal ion binding; nucleic acid binding.